Sodiomyces alkalinus F11 is the source of this 1581-nucleotide messenger RNA. Its product is annotated as cellulose 1,4-beta-cellobiosidase. NCBI's taxonomy places the organism in Eukaryota, Fungi, Ascomycota, Sordariomycetes, Glomerellales, Plectosphaerellaceae. Gene Ontology annotation, cellular component: extracellular region. Bases 1 to 1581 code for a protein of 526 amino acids. Gene Ontology annotation, biological process: carbohydrate metabolic process. The record is from RefSeq and is a predicted model, not a curated record. The transcript is spliced from 3 exons. Gene Ontology annotation, molecular function: hydrolase activity, hydrolyzing O-glycosyl compounds; cellulose binding.
AUGAAGCGCUCCAUCCUUAGCGGCCUUGCCCUGCUGGCCUCCGCCAUGGCCCAGCAGGCCGGUACCCAGGAGACUGAGACUCACCCCAGCAUCACCUGGCAGCGUUGCUCCACCAGCGGCUGCCAGAACGUCAAUGCUGCCAUCGUCAUUGACUCCAACUGGCGCUGGGCCCACGAGGUCGGCGGCUACGAGAACUGCUUCGAGGGCAACGAGUGGACCGGCCUCUGCACCAGCAACGAUGACUGCGCCAAGAACUGCGCCAUCGAGGGUGCCAACUACCAGCAGACCUACGGUGUCUCCACUAGCGGCGAUGCCCUCUCCCUCCGCUUCGUCACCGAGCACGAGUACGGCACCAACAUUGGCUCGCGUACCUACCUCAUGGAGAGCUCCACCAAGUAUCAGAUGUUCACUCUGAUGGAUAACGAGCUCGCCUUCGAUGUCGACCUGUCCGGUGUCCCCUGCGGCAUGAACAGCGCCCUCUACCUCGUCCCUAUGGCCUCUGACGGUGGUCUCUCCACUGAGCCCAACAACGGCGCCGGUGCCAAGUACGGCACUGGUUACUGCGACGCCCAGUGCGCUCGUGACCUCAAGUGGGUUGGCGGUACUGCCAACUACGAGGGCUGGGCCGCUUCCGCCACCGACGACAACGCCGGUGUUGGCCGCAUGGGCUCUUGCUGCGCUGAGAUCGACAUCUGGGAGUCCAACCGCGAGUCCUUCGCCUUCACCCCCCACGCCUGCGAGGACAACAGCUACCACGUCUGCAUUGACACCGACUGCGGUGGUACCUACUCCGAGAACCGCUUCGCCGGCAAGUGCGACGCCAACGGCUGCGACUACAACCCGUACCGUCUCGGCAACCAUAACUUCUAUGGUACUGGCGCCAGCAACACCAUCAACACCAACUCGAAGUUCACUGUCAUCUCUCGCUUCGAGGAGGACAGCGCCUACCAGAUCUUCAUCCAGAACGGCCAGGUCAUCCACCCGCCCGCCCCUGCUCUCGACGGCCUGACCCACUUCGAUGCCGAAAUCACCCCCCAGUUCUGCGAGGACUACCCCAUCAUCUUCGAGGACCGUGACCGUCACGGCGAGAUUGGUGGCCACACCCAGCUCAACGCUGCCCUCCGCAUGCCCAUGGUCCUCGUCCUCUCCAUCUGGGCUGACCACAACUCCAACAUGCUCUGGCUCGACUCCCUCUACCCCCCCGAGAAGGAGGGUAUCCCGGGCACUCUCCGUGGCCGCUGCCCCACGACCGGCCGCACCCCCGCCGAUGUCAUCGCGAACCACCCCAACGCUUCCGUCACCUGGUCCAACAUCCGCUUCGGUCCCAUUGGCACCACCUACAACGUCGAUGGCGGCGUCUCGCCUCCCCCAGGCGGCAGCCCGCCUCCCACCAACCCUCCUCCCACCAACCCUCCCCCCACCAACCCUCCCCCCACCAACCCUCCCCCCACCACCCCUCCUCCUUCGGGCAACUGCGCCGGCAUGUGGGGCCAGUGCGGUGGCCAGGGCUGGAGCGGCCCUACCUGCUGCUCGCAGGGCACCUGCCAGCAGCAGAACCCCUGGUACUCUCAGUGCCUGUAA